Protopterus annectens (West African lungfish) is the source of this 2894-nucleotide messenger RNA. RefSeq lists its product as uncharacterized. The coding region runs from base 135 to 2894 and encodes 919 amino acids. The record is from RefSeq and is a predicted model, not a curated record. NCBI's taxonomy places the organism in Eukaryota, Metazoa, Chordata, Ceratodontiformes, Protopteridae. The transcript is spliced from 18 exons.
UACCAGACAUCAUAAAUUGCCUAAUCUCUGAAUUUUAUCCCAGCCUUUUAAAUGUUUCCUGGUACAUUGAUGGGAUUCUUAUUUCAUCAAAUAUUACAAACUUUGGUCCUGCAGUUGACAGUGCUGGGAAAUACAUGUUGAACAGUGUUCUCAGAGUUCUGCCAUCUGACUGGAGCAAAGGAAGAGUUUUUACAUGUCGGGUCUCUCAUGCAUCUCUAACUUCACCUAUUACAAGGAAAAUUCACAAACCAAAUAUUCCACCAUCUCGUCCCACAGUCUUGCUUUACAGUUCCAAGAUGGAAUCACCAAAUAAAGAUGCUCAUAUGGCAAUGCCUACAACAGAAAUACCAGACAUCAUCAAUUGCCUAAUCUCUGAAUUUUAUCCCAGCCUUUUAAAUGUUUCCUGGUACAUUGAUGGGAUUCUUAUUCCAUCAAAUGUUACAAACUUUGGUCCCGCAGUUGACACUGCUGGAAAAUACAUGUUGAACAGUGUUCUCAGAGUUCUGCCUUCUGACUGGAGCAAAGGAAGAGUUUUUACAUGUCGGGUCUCUCAUGCAUCUCUAACUUCACCUAUUACAAGGAAAAUUCACAAACCAAAUAUUCCACCAUCUCGCCCCACAGUGUUGCUUUACAGUUCCAAGAUGGAAUCAUCAAAUGAACCUGCUGAUACGACAAUGCCCACAACAGAAACACCAGACAUCAUCAAUUGCCUAAUCUCUGAAUUUUAUCCCAGCCUUUUAAAUGUUUCCUGGUACAUUGAUGGGAUUCUUAUUUCAUCAAAUAUUACAAACUUUGGUCCCGCAGUUGACAGUGCUGGGAAAUACAUGUUGAACAGUGUUCUCAGAGUUCUGCCAUCUGACUGGAGCAAAGGAAGAGUGUUUACGUGUCGGGUCUCUCAUGCAUCUCUAACUUCACCUGUUACAAGGAAAAUUCACAAACCAAAUAUUUCACCAUCUCGUCCCACAGUCUUGCUUUACAGUUCCAAGAUGGAAUCAUCAAAUGAAGCUGCUAAUACGACAAUGCCUACAAUAGAAAUACCAGACAUCAUCAAUUGCCUAAUCUCUGAAUUUUAUCCCAGCCUUUUAAAUGUUUCCUGGUACAUUGAUGGGAUUCUUAUUUCAUCAAAUAUUACAAACUUUGGUCCCGCAGUUGACAGUGCUGGGAAAUACAUGUUGAACAGUGUUCUCAGAGUUCUGCCAUCUGACUGGAGCAAAGGAAGAGUGUUUACAUGUCGGGUUUCUCAUGCAUCUCUAACUUCACCUAUUACAAGGAAAAUUCACAAACCAAAUAUUCCACCAUCUCGCCCCACAGUGUUGCUUUACAGUUCCAAGAUGGAAUCAUCAAAUGAAGCUGCUAAUACGGCAAUGCCCACAACAGAAAUACCAGACAUCAUCAAUUGCCUAAUCUCUGAAUUUUAUCCCAGCCUUUUAAAUGUUUCCUGGUACAUUGAUGGGAUUCUUAUUUCAUCAAAUAUUACAAACUUUGGACCCGCAGUUGACAGUGCUGGAAAAUACAUGUUAAAUAGUGUUCUCAGAGUUCUGCCAUCUGACUGGAGCAAAGGAAGAAUUUUUACGUGUCGGGUCUCUCAUGCAUCUCUACUUUCACCUAUUACAAGGAAAAUUCACAAACCAAAUAUUCCACCAUCUCGUCCCACAGUCUUGCUUUACAGUUCCAAGAUGGAAUCAUCAAAUGAAGCUGCUACUAAGGCAAUGCCCACAACAGAAAUACCAGACAUCAUCAAUUGCCUAAUCUCUGAAUUUUAUCCCAGCCUUUUAAAUGUUUCCUGGUACAUUGAUGGGAUUCUUAUUUCAUCAAAUAUUACAAACUUUGGUCCUGCAGUUGACAGUGCUGGGAAAUACAUGUUGAACAGUGUUCUCAGAGUUCUGCCAUCUGACUGGAGCAAAGGAAGAGUUUUAACAUGUCGGGUCUCUCAUGCAUCUUUAACUUCACCUAUUACAAGGAAAAUUCACAAACCAAAUAUUCCACCAUCUCGCCCCACGGUGUUGCUUUACAGUUCCAAGAUGGAAUCAUCAAAUGAAACUGCUAAAAAGGCAAUGCCCACAACAGAAAUACCAGACAUCAUAAAUUGCCUAAUCUCUGAAUUUUAUCCCAGCCUUUUAAAUGUCUCCUGGUACAUUGAUGGGAUUCUUAUUUCAUCAAAUAUUACAAACUUUGGUCCUGCAGUUGACAGUGCUGGGAAAUAUAUGUUGAACAGUGUUCUCAGAGUUCUGCCAUCUGACUGGAGCAAAGGAAGAGUGUUUACGUGUCGGGUCUCUCAUGCAUCUCUAACUUCACCUAUUACAAGGAAAAUUCACAAACCAAAUAUUCCACCAUCUCGUCCCACAGUCUUGCUUUACAGUUCCAAGAUGGAAUCACCAAAUGAAGAUGCUCAUAUGGCAAUGCCCACAACAGAAAUACCAGACAUCAUCAAUUGCCUAAUCUCUGAAUUUUAUCCCAGCCUUUUAAAUGUUUCCUGGUACAUUGAUGGGAUUCUUAUUUCAUCAAAUAUUACAAACUUUGGUCCCGCAGUUGACAGUGCUGGGAAAUACAUGUUGAACAGUGUUCUCAGAGUUCUGCCAUCUGACUGGAGCAAAGGAAGAGUGUUUACGUGUCGGGUCUCUCAUGCAUCUCUAACUUCACCUAUUACAAGGAAAAUUCACAAACCAAAUGUACAAGAAUCAUUCAGUUUCUGGUGGGUUUCUGGUAUCUUAGGAGGUGUCCUCGUCCUGACUAUUAUUAUUGUUGUUGCAUACCACUGCAUAAAAAGAUCAGACCAUAGUGAAGCAAUACCUCAACAUGUUUCCUACAAAAAAUGCACCGGAGAUGAUUCUGACAGAAAAGAUAUCCCUUUGGAUAAACUCUGUGAAAAGGUUUACAUUCAAGAAAAUAAGUGA